Molecule: messenger RNA, 1272 nt
Organism: Candidozyma duobushaemuli
Lineage: Eukaryota; Fungi; Ascomycota; Pichiomycetes; Serinales; Metschnikowiaceae
Gene: ALG1
Product: chitobiosyldiphosphodolichol beta-1,4 mannosyltransferase
Exons: 1
Coding region: 1-1272 (423 amino acids)
Cellular component (GO): endoplasmic reticulum
Molecular function (GO): mannosyltransferase activity
Source: RefSeq, a predicted model, not a curated record
AUGUACAAGCGUCCUCAUGGAAACAGAAAGACGGUCACGAUUCUAGUGCUAGGUGACUUGGGCCAUUCUCCGAGAAUGAAUUAUCAUGCGCUUCUGUUUUCGAAGCUCGAUUAUAAUGUGAAUCUCUGUGGGUAUUUGGAAAGCGAACCCCCCGCAUCUGUGAUGGAAGACAUGAACAUUGACAUUCGUCCCAUCGUUCCCAUCAAGAACAAGGGCAAUUUACCAUACUUGGCAUUCGCUGCUCAGAAGGUAGCUCUUCAGCUAUUCCAGCUCUUUCUGCUUCUCAUGGAUGUAAGAGGGUCAGACUACUACGUUAUACAAAACCCUCCGUCGAUGCCCCUCCUACUAGUAUUGGUUGUCUUCAUAAAAUUGUUCAGCAGAUCAUCUAAAUUGGUCAUUGACUGGCACAACCUCAACUACAGCAUCUUGAACCUCAAGUACAACAAUGAAAAGCACCCAUUGGUGAGGAUAUUAAGACUCUAUGAAAAGAUAUUGGGACAAUUCGCUUGGCUCAACAUUACAGUGACCCAUGCAAUGAAAUCUUUUCUAAUAAACGAGUUCGGCUAUUCCCCCUCUUCCAUUACCACUUUGCAUGACCGUCCUGGAACCCAGUUCCAACCCCUUCAAGAAACGGGCCUUUCCAAGGAGGAGUUUCUCCGAGACCAUCUGCUUUUCAAGGAUGUCCCGGGAAUAGACCAAUACAAAAUCCUCGUGAGCUCGACCUCGUUCACUCCCGAUGAGGAUUUUGGGGUAUUGUUGGAUGCACUCAAGAGUUACGACGAUUCUGAGGCCAGCAAGAGUAACCCUGUCUUCCUUAUCGUGACUGGAAAAGGCCCUCUCAAAGAUCAAUUCUUGUCUAAGGUAAGAGAGCUCAACUUUCUGAAGCGUGUGAUAAUAAAAAAUGCCUGGCUUGCGUCCGAGGAAUAUCCUACGAUCUUAUCAUUGGCAGACCUAGGGAUUUCCUUGCACACAUCCCUGAGUGGUAUCGACUUGCCAAUGAAAAUUGUUGAUUUUUUUGGCGUCGGUGUACCUGUGAUUUCGCUUUCGUUCCCUUCAAUUGGUGAACUUGUUGUCGAUGGAACAAAUGGCCUUAUAGUACCAGAUGAGACCUCUUUGUCACAAAGUGAGGAGCUUUGUCGUCUCAUUACGAACGUCUUGAGUAACGAAGAGCUAUUGAAGAAGCUCAAAAGAGGUGCAUUGGCGGAAAGCAAAAGAAGAUGGAACGAAAAUUGGAGUAGAAAGCUUGGAUCAAAAUUUCCAGACGUAUCGUAA